AUGCAUCGCUUAGCCGUACAACUGUCUUGCUUGGCUAGACGCGAUUGACUUGGAAUUGAUGCUCAUGAAGUCUUUAGCGAACGGUCUGCGCAGUCAAUCUUCUGACAGCUCUUUUACUUAAUUCGUGCUUCCUUCUGCAAACUCUUGCCGCUGAAGCAUUUUAUUUCACAGAUUUUGGUUUUUGUUUGCUGUCGCUGUUGAGAUGACGUUAAUUCGGACUCGUAUUUCUCUUUGGAAAGACUGCUGCAGUUUUCCACUUCAUGAAACGCUCGGUUUUGUUGCCUUAAGCACUCGCCAUUCCCUCUGAGUUCGUCGUGACUCACCGUGAUGCUUGCAAGAAUUCGUCAUAGUCGAGAUUAAAUGACCACUCUCAUGCACACGAAUUCGGUCUAUUUAGGACUUCCUAGUCCACGGGAGGCAUAAAUUCUUGCAGGAUUUCGAAGGACUCUCCCAUUCCUUGUCGGAAGAUGGAAAGGGUUGCCGUGUUGAGGCUGGAUAUUUCGCAACUGCUGCCGAGGCGAAAGAACGCGGAUCAUAGAUACGAGGAGGAUGACACACAGAUUGCUGUGCCGAGUACUCUUUCGGAUUUCUCGUCCAGUCCGAGAAAAGCGUUUUCUAAAGAAGCAUUUAAGGAGUCUCCAUUGGGAGAAGUUCGAGCUGCGGUGCCCUUCGUCUGGGAGUCGAUUCCGGGAACACCUAAGAGAGACCUGGACACCGGUUCUGUUGAUGCAGGUGGGCUUUCCGAUGGUAACGAGGAGACCAGGAAUCGGGACCUUAAUUUAUCAAGCAGCUCGGGUGGUCCGGAGAGUCCAUCAUGGAAUUUCUCGAAUGACGAGUUUGAAUGUAGAAGUACCACUGACAGGGUUGCGGAACCUUCUAUGUCUACAACUGAAGAAAAGUUUAUCAAUGGUCGAUCCAAGCCCUUAGCUCUUCCACCCCGGCUGCAGGCGGUUAAGCAGCUAAGAAACUCGGAUUUUUCUCGCGCUGAUGACUCUUUUAGUGGUUCCUUCAAAGGCUGCCAUUCUCCACAGUCACCUCCAUUGCCACGGGCGUUGAAGGCAGAACCCAAGCUGAUAUUAUGUGGAUUCCCAAUACCUGUCGAGGGCGGGCAAGGGGAUGUGAUCAUCUUAGGAAUGCAGGAACGAAAGCAGAGACUCAGGUCCUUCUCGCCGUUACGAUUAAUCAAUAGAGAAAGCUCCGAGGAGAGUCAUCAUUCCUCAGAGACAUAUUUCUGCAGUGAUUCUGUUUCGUCUGCAUCCUCUUCUUCUUCUUCUUCUUCUUCUUCGUCUGGAAGUGGAAGUCACGCCGAUUCCUAUCGAAAUCCGUGGGAUUCCCCCGAAGAGAAAAAGCACACCGCGACUACACUCAGAGACUUCAUGCUUCCAUGUGGAGAGCUCGAGGAUUCAAAAACAUCAGGAAUCAAUCCGAUUGUGCAGGCGAAGGUCAAGCCUCGAAUAGUGGAGUCGAGGCGUGAGUUGUUAAAGAAAAACCAGGAGAGUGCAUUCACUGGAGAAGCAAAGAUAGAUGGAUUAAGCGGGACACGAGCACCCCAGUCGCAACAUUCUCGUUCCAUUACAACAUCACGGCUUACAGUAUCACCUUCAAUUGGUAUUCACGGAAAGUCUUCGAGGAAGGAGCAUAUGGGCAGGGCCCUUUUUGCAAACAGGUUUGGAAUGGUAUGCAACUGCUUGGGGAUGACACCAGAUAGUCCUUAAAAUCUCCGCCUCACUUACUAUAGCCACAAAUUGAAGAGUCACCUGCAUAAUCACUAUUAGAUUUGCACUGUAAUUGCUGGAGCUCCUCAGGGAAACAAUCUUGCGCUAGAGAACGCCAAUGGCUCAAGAUCGGCAACGCUAAAAGCCGAGGGAAAGUUGCACAACGGAAUGUGCAAUUAUAUUAUCGUGAAACUUUGAGAUUGUGUGUUUGGUAGAUAAAUACAACACAGGUGAUACUUCUUUCACUAAUGCAUUGCUCGAAGUUGGAAGUUAUAUGGAUUUUGGACAAGAUCGGGUCGGAUGAGUAAUGCUUUGCUUUACAAAAGAGGUGCACAGCCUUCUGGUUAAUUUUUCUGAUGAAAUUCGUAAUUUAUUUUGAGACUCUAGCUGUGGAA
This is a messenger RNA of Physcomitrium patens, 2110 nucleotides long. RefSeq lists its product as uncharacterized. NCBI's taxonomy places the organism in Eukaryota, Viridiplantae, Streptophyta, Bryopsida, Funariales, Funariaceae. The record is from RefSeq and is a predicted model, not a curated record.